Messenger RNA from Ipomoea triloba (trilobed morning glory), 2871 nucleotides. RefSeq names its product glutamate receptor 2.5-like. Gene Ontology annotation, molecular function: glutamate-gated receptor activity. The coding region runs from base 1 to 2871 and encodes 956 amino acids. The record is from RefSeq and is a predicted model, not a curated record. The transcript is spliced from 5 exons. Lineage: Eukaryota; Viridiplantae; Streptophyta; Magnoliopsida; Solanales; Convolvulaceae. Gene Ontology annotation, cellular component: plasma membrane.
AUGGCGUUUUCCAUUUUAUCAUUUCCGCUUCUUUUUCUUCUUCCUUUUGGUUUGCUUCUCAUUCCCUGGUGCAGCAAUGCACAAGAAAAAUUUGCCAGUGCUGGUAACAGCUCAGUGACCUUUCAAGUAGGCGUGGUUCUGGAUUUGGAUACAGAUUUAGGGCGUAGAGGAAUAGCCUGCUUGUACAUGGCUCAUUCCGUCUUUUAUUCUGUUCAUAGCAAAUAUAAGACAAGGCUGGAUCUUCAUGUCAGAGACUCCAAGAAAAAUGUCAUUGAUGCUGCUGCUGCCAGUCUCCAUUUGUUGAAAGAGAUAAAGGUCGAUGCAAUAAUUGGUCCUCAGAAAUCUGCACAAGCCAGCUUUGUGAGCGAUCUUGGAGACAGAGCUCAAGUCCCUAUCAUUUCUUUUUCUGCAACAAACCCUUCGCUUCAUCACCGGGCUCCUUAUUUUAUUCAAACAGCCCAAAGUGAUGACAUGGAGGUUGCUGCUGUUGCUGCCAUAGUUAAAGCUUUCAAGUGGAGUCAGGUUGUGAUUAUAUGCGAGGAUUCUGAGUAUGGUAAUGGAAUUGUUCAUUACCUGUCAAAUGAACUCCAAAGCAUAAAUGCUCGUGUUUCAGGUAGAAGUGUCAUUCCCCUUUCUGCCACUGAUGAUUUUAUACUCAAAGAGCUAUAUAAACUGGUGGCAUCACAGACGAGGGUAUUUGUGGUGCACAUGUCACAUUCUCUUGGUGCCAAGCUCUUCUCUGAAGCCAAGAAAAUUGGAAUGAUGAGUGAUGGGUAUGCAUGGAUCAUCACCAGUGGACUAACAGAUUUGUUCUAUUUGAUGAAUUCAGAUGUCAGGAAAGCCAUGCAGGGUGUAUUGGGUGUAAAGCCACUGAUUCCCAAAACUAAAAGACUCGAAUCUUUUGUAGCGGGGUUGAGAAAGGAGUUUUUCGAUAGUAAUGACUUCAAAGUGGCUGAGGUUAUGAGCAUUUUUGAUAUCUGGGCAUAUGAUACUAUGUGGGCAUUGGCUAUGGCUGCAGAGAGAGUGGGAAGUAAGGAACCUCAAAUGGUUUCAAACAGUCCGGCUGAUCUCAAUUCUUCAGACCCAUUUCAUAUCGACAUCUCAUUGACAGGUCCUAAACUUCUCAAAGCAAUACAGAACACACACUUUGAAGGGCUUGCAGGGAAUUUUUCACUUAAAGACGGAAGACUGAAGCCUUCAUCAUAUCAGAUACUUAAUAUGGUCGAAGAUGGAGAAAGAGAGGUCGGGAUCUGGAACCCAAAUCUUGGAAUUACUAGUGGAACCAACGCGACUUUAAAAGAUGUCGUGUGGCCAGGUGAAUCAGCAGUAGUACCCAGGGGAUGGGAAAUUCCAGCAAUGGGUAAAAGACUAAAAAUUGCUCUGGCUGCAAGGCCUGGUUUUCCAGAGUAUAUUAAUGUUGUAAGAGAUGCUCAAACCAAUUCCUUCAGAUUUGGUGGAUAUUACAUUGAUGUUUUCAGUAGAGUCAUGGCUUCUUUACCUUAUUCUGUGCCAUAUGAUCUUGUUCCCUAUGAGAAACCGGAUGGUUCAUGUCCUGGGACUUACAAUGAUCUUAUAUAUGAUGUGUAUUCUCAGAAAUAUGAUGGUGCCAUUGGGGAUAUUACAAUCACAGCAAAUCGAUCACAGUACGUGGACUUCACUUUGCCAUUUGAUGAUGGUGGAGUGGUCAGUAUAGUGCCAAUCACAUAUGAAGAUGAGAGUGGCUCCUGGACUUUCCUGAAGCCUUUGAAGAAAGAACUAUGGCUGACAAGUAUACUGCUUUUCAUUUUCACCGGUGUGGCUAUCUGGAUUCUUGAACACAGGAUAAGCUCUGCUUUCCGGGGACCCCCUUCUCAGCAUGUUGGGAUGAUGUUUUAUUUUCCCUUCUCAACAAUAACAUUUGCACACAGGGAGAGAAUCGUGAGCAACUUGGGCAGGCUGGUUGUGGUGUUGUGGAUGUUUGUUGUGCUUAUCUUGAACUCAACUUACACCGCGAGCUUAUCAUCCAUGUUAACAGCUCAGAAGCUGCGACCUGCAACGAAAGAUGUGAAGGAGUUGAUUAAGAAGGGAGAUUAUGUUGGCUGUUUCAAUGGCUCAUUCAUAUUCAAUCUGUUGAUAGAAAUGGGAUUUGAGAAAUCCAAGAUUAGGACUUACAGAUACCCAGAAGACUACAAGGAUGCCUUAUCAGAUGGAAGCAAACUCCCCAGAAUAUCAGCAUUUUUUGAUGUGGUUCCUUAUUCCAAUCUCUUCCUAUCCAAGUACUGUGACAAGUACAUGAAAGUUGGUCAGACCUAUCACACUACUGGAUUUGCCUAUGUUUUCCCAAAGGGUUCUCCUUUAGUGGCCAACGUUUCUCGUGCCAUCAUCAAGUUAACAGAAGAAGGCAACAUUUUGGAUAACACAAGACAGUGGCUGAGAAGCGACGAAGUGUGUACAGGACCAGAGAAAACUUCAGCCUCGACGGUUGUGGCUCUGCAGAGUUUCAAAGUGUUGUUUGCCAUCUUUGGGGGAGUUACAGGGCUGUGCCUCCUGGUUUUCAUAGCCACAUAUGUGUACAAGAACAAAGAUUUCAUUCAAGAAACUUUGAGUUCCAGAACUACAAUUUGGCUUAAAAUACAGGCAAUAGGCAGACACUUUGACCAGAGAGAUUUAUCCUCUCAUAAACUUGAAAGGGCAAAAGACCCCCAAGAACCAGAAGGUGAUGACAGUGAAUUUACUUCUUCACACUCCAUUGAAAUGAGCAAUCUGCCCAGAAAUCCUCCCUGCAGUAGACCUUCUUCGCCCUGUGCACUGGAAGGGAACACCGAUGAGCCUGGAAACGCUAACUCAAGCUCACAGCAUGAGGUUGCUAAUGAUCAGCCACAACAUAGAUAA